This is a messenger RNA of Chelonoidis abingdonii (Abingdon island giant tortoise), 1497 nucleotides long. The record is from RefSeq and is a predicted model, not a curated record. Lineage: Eukaryota; Metazoa; Chordata; Testudines; Testudinidae.
AGAGAGAGAGAAACACACACACACACACACAGCAAUACUGGAAGAGCUGUUGGGGUGAUGGAGGGAGGAUAUUCCAUGGGACUAAAGUAGCUCAGAGACACAGCUGCAUCUGCUAAACAGCAACUAAUGUCUCUGUGUGACCAUGCUGUAUUUUCAGCUUGUCAUCAUGGCUGGGACCGUUCUGCUCGCCUACUACUUCGAGUGCACUGAUACUUUCCAGGUGCAUAUCCAGGGUUUCUUCUGUCAGGAUGGAGAUUUGAUGAAGCCUUACCCAGGAACGGAGGAGGAGAGCUUUAUUUCACCUCUGGUGCUGUAUUGCGUGCUGGCUUCGACCCCGACAGCUAUUAUUUUUAUCGGCGAGAUCUCCAUGUAUUUCAUAAAGUCAACCCGAGAAACCCUGAUUGUCCAGGAGAAAACUAUCUUGACCGGAGAAUGCUGUUACCUGAACCCAUUACUUCGAAGAAUUAUACGAUUUAUAGGGGUUUUUGCAUUUGGACUUUUUGCCACUGACAUAUUUGUAAAUGCUGGCCAGGUAGUGACUGGGAACUUGGCUCCUUACUUCCUGACGGUGUGUAAACCCAACUACACAGGCAGCGACUGCCGGGCUCACCAUCAGUUCAUGAACAAUGGGAAUAUCUGCACCGGGGACCUGGAGGUGAUUGAAAAGGCAAGGAGAUCCUUCCCAUCCAAACAUGCUGCUUUGAGCAUUUACUCAGCCCUUUAUGCCACGAUGUACAUCACAAGCACAAUUAAAACAAAGAGCAGCAGACUAGCAAAGCCUGUGCUGUGUCUUGGGACCCUCUGUGCUGCCUUCCUCACCGGGCUAAAUCGAGUUUCCGAGUAUCGAAACCACUGUUCGGAUGUGAUUGCAGGCUUCAUCUUGGGAAGCGCGGUAGCCUUGUUUCUGGGAAUGUGUGUUGUCCAUAACUUUAAAGGAACACAUGGAGCACCUUCUAAACCGAAGCCUGAAGAUCCCCGAGGGAUGCCCCUCAUGGCUUUUCCAAGAGUGGAAAGUCCCCUGGAGACAUUGAGUGCACAGAAUCACUCUGCCUCUAUGACUGAAGUAACCUGAGCUGGAAGAUGGCAAGAGAAGCUAUUUUUAUUACCCUUCAGUACAAUGCUCCAAGACACACAGUUACUAAAUGUCCAACUCUGACGACCAGUAUUAUGUUAUGUCUAGUUAGAGGCUGAUGUUUUGUACAUUUUUUGUAUGAGGAAGUGAUGUAGCUUGCCCUGAUUUUUUUGUCAGCUUUAAUAUAUUUAUGCCAGAAUUUAAAAACAAACAAACAGACAGAACCCAACCUCUUUUCUUGUUUAAAGUGUGCACUGAGGAACUACAUCUAUGGAAUUGUUGAUGUUGUUAUGUGAUAUUUGUACACAGACUUUUUUUUGUUUUAUAUACAUUGAAAUAAAAUAAUUAUAAUAAUUCACUUUUACCUUUUGUUAGCAUAGGAAACGCUUUGGACAAAGGGACAGAUUCUGAUCGCAGGAAUCUUA